Molecule: messenger RNA, 1082 nt
Organism: Papaver somniferum (opium poppy)
Lineage: Eukaryota; Viridiplantae; Streptophyta; Magnoliopsida; Ranunculales; Papaveraceae
Product: accelerated cell death 11-like
Exons: 4
Coding region: 64-678 (204 amino acids)
Biological process (GO): ceramide transport; intermembrane lipid transfer
Cellular component (GO): cytosol; membrane; cytoplasm
Molecular function (GO): ceramide 1-phosphate transfer activity; ceramide 1-phosphate binding
Source: RefSeq, a predicted model, not a curated record
AGUCUCAAUCUAGCUCAAUACUUGCUGCUUGCACUCAAUAUUAUCUCUAUUCUUUGCAGUGCCAUGGCUAAAGUAGCAAGACGUUUGCGCAAUGUUUCCGCGGCAUUCAUAGAACUAGCAGAUACUAUAAGCAAGAACCAAGAUGUUGAAACCGAAGAUUUCGCCCGUGCCAGUGCUCUUGUUGCUCCUUUCUUGGGUUACUUGGGUUUCGCUUUCAAGUUUGCGGAAAUGGAUUAUGUUCCUAAGGUUGGUGAUCUAGCUGAAGCUUCAAAGUCUUUUAUGACGUUAGAAGCAAUGCUGGAUCGAGACGUUGAACAAAACACUGUUAGAUUAGCUGGUAGUCAUUCAAGAAACCUUCUACGAAUCAAACGUGCAAUCGAUACAAUCCGAUCUUUCUUCAAGCUGAUUUUAACUACGGAAUAUGGGGACAUGUCCUUGAAAGAUCUAGGAAUUAAGGCUUAUGAUGAAACUCUUGCUCCUUAUCACGGAUGGGCCUUGCGGAAAGCCGUACAUACCGGGAUGUUUACCCUUCCUACAAAGGCACAGUUCUUAAAGAAGGUGAAUCAAGACGAGGCCUCGGCAAGAACUGAUUUGCAAAGUUAUGUUGAUGCAUCAGCUACUGUCAUUCAGUACGUUGACAAGCUUUUCCUUUCAAGGGAGUUGGGUACAGAAUGGUGAAACCUUUGGAGCAUGGUCAAUUAUAUUGAGCAUAUACGUCUUACAAAGUUAUGAUAAAUAUACAAAGUUAUAACAAAGGAGAGAAGUGAUGUAGAGGGUGGGAUGGCAAUCUCUUUAAGACAAAUACACGUUUAGGUUUUGAUGCAUUCCCCUCCUCCAAGUUUAGUCUAGGAUUUAUACGAUUCUUGUAUAUUUGACAAUAAAUAUGAACCUUUAGUUGCUUUCAAAUGCUUUUAUAAUAAUAGCCCCUUAUGAAAUGUGAAUCACCACUGGUUGGUGGGGAAUAUAUGGGUUGAGACAAACCAAGCUUUAGUUCAUGUGUGGGAUGUAGGCGUGUGUUGAUUUAAAUUAAUCAUGUCACAAUCAGUGAUUAGUAAUUGCUUCCAAAAAUACAACAAACUGUU